Messenger RNA from Cannabis sativa, 1347 nucleotides. Its product is annotated as vesicle transport protein GOT1. Bases 520 to 942 code for a protein of 140 amino acids. Lineage: Eukaryota; Viridiplantae; Streptophyta; Magnoliopsida; Rosales; Cannabaceae. The transcript has 7 exons. Gene Ontology annotation, biological process: endoplasmic reticulum to Golgi vesicle-mediated transport; retrograde transport, endosome to Golgi. The record is from RefSeq and is a predicted model, not a curated record.
UAGCCAAACAUGCUCUUAGGUUGGAUGGAAACACUUGUUGGAUGAGAGAAAAUUUCUUAUCCUAUUUUCUCUAUUGUUGUAAAAGAUUGUGAAAAAAAAGAGACAAAACAUUGGGAAAAGAAAACAGUAAGAGCAAAUUUUUAUAAUUAAUUUGUGGUUUUUUAUUUCAUUUAUUUAUUUUUUAGGGGUGCAUUUGAAAUUUUACGAUUCCAUCUGAACUCCUGUGUGUUGGGCAAUUUGAUGUUCAUCUAUCUAGCAAAGAGGGAAGAGGAGAAGUUCACUUGUUUGUUUUUCUUCAAAUUCAACCACACCUGACCUCACUUUUCAUCCUCUCUUCUCUUCUCUUCUCCAUCUUACCCUUAGGGCCUCAUUUCCAUUUCCUUUCCUUUCUUUACUUUAGAUCCGAUCCCUCACUAACCCAACCCAACUCAAUCUCCAUUCUCGUUUCUCACUCUCUACGCCUCCGACCACAGUUUUCCUACUCCACUUUACGGUUUUCUAAGUAAAUCGUCCGACAAAAUGGUUUCCUUCGAAAUGAAUGAUCGGAAAAAGAUUGGAAUAGGAUUGACCGGAUUUGGCGUUUUCUUCUCAUUUCUCGGAAUUAUCUUCUUCUUUGACAAAGGAUUACUUGCCAUGGGCAAUAUCCUCUUCUUCUCAGGGGUGACUCUUACAAUAGGACUAAAGUCCUCUAUGCAAUUCUUCAUGAAACCUCAAAAUUUCAAGGGAACAAUUUCAUUCGGUCUUGGCUUUUUCUUGGUAGUUAUAGGCUGGCCCAUUUGUGGCAUGAUUUUGGAGGCGUAUGGGUUCAUUGUGCUCUUCAGUGGUUUCUGGCCUACACUAGCUGUUUUUCUGCAGAGGAUACCUGUUCUUGGAUGGUUGCUACAACAGCCUUAUAUUAGAUCGUUUUUCGACCGUUAUCGAGGCAGACGGGUGCCUGUGUGAGCUGGGAACUUGGAAUGCUGCAAUUCUGUGGGCAGGCCCACUUGUAAGUCUUUGUAAAAAAUACUAUUGGGUUGGACAGACGACUUUCCUUUCUUUUGAAUUUCAGUUGACAGUAGAAAGUGAUCUCUUAUUACAUGUUUUUCUAUCUUCUAAGAUGAAAACGAUUGGAAAAAAAAAAACAGAAAAAUGGAAAAGAGCUCCAUUGUGUUAGAAGUGCGGCUACCUGCAUUUUCACUUUGCCGAUCAAUAUUUGGUGGUCGUGGUGUUUUUUGGAUUAGUCAUAAUGAAUACGUGAAACUGAUUGGAGAUCGACUUACUAGAAUAACAAAUAGCCUAAUUUUGUGUUUUAAUUCAGACUUUGUUACCUACCAGAAAAGAAAAUAUAUGAUUUUUGUUGUUGUUGUU